GGCCAGGAGAAACUGGAGGCUUUCGUGACGAAGGUAGCUCUGUUCUGGAAGCUAUCCUCUGCCCCUCGGUGUUCAUGAGCCAAGUGAUUCCCUCGACGGACAGGGCGAUGCUGGCUCGGAUGGAUGAUGACGCCCUCAAUUCCAGGAUUCUCCUGAAUAGCGUCUCCACCUAUAUGGGCCUCUGCGAGCAGCUCCGGAGGAUGGACCAGCUGAGGAAGGCCCACGUUGCUGCUGAUGAGGCCUUGAAGAAAUCCGAUAAGGAGAUAGCCUCCCUCCGGAAGAGAUUGGCCGAUGCUAAGGCGAGCAUGGGCCCGGGGCUGGAGGCUGUUGAGGCUAAGGGCAAAGCUGCCGUGGAGGAGGCCGCCAAACUGGCUGCCGAAGCUGCCGAGAGGGCAAGAUCGAGGAGGUAGCUAAGACUGAGAGGGCUGCCGUCGAUGCCUUCGUGGUCGAGGGCUGGAGUGCCGAGGAUAGGAAGGAGUGGCUUUCCUCGGUGGUGGAGAAAAGUGUGGACGCCUGGGUUGAAGGCCCCGACAAGAUGUGGUUGGCUGUGCAAGGCGAAUCGUAUUAUCAAGGGGGUGAGUUCUUCACCCAGCGUCUGAUAUACCGGAAGCUGGCCCGACACUUCAACAUUCCUCCGGGGAUUUUCGAGCCGGAAACCUACAGUCUCCCCCCUCGGCAGCCAGAUAUCAGGAUCCCCUUGCCCCCGGAUGUGGAGAGGCUGACCCUGGAAGUCUCC
This is a messenger RNA of Cuscuta europaea, 736 nucleotides long. Lineage: Eukaryota; Viridiplantae; Streptophyta; Magnoliopsida; Solanales; Convolvulaceae. The record is from the annotation of a GenBank genome assembly.